CAGAUAAGGUUCAUUUCACUUUUAGCUAUAGAGCAGUGACAGUGGCAUAUGCCCGGCGACAGAGAGUCAGUCACUAGUAUUUUACUAAAAAUUAUGGGCACUAAAGUAAAAAAUACAGAGAUACCAUUGUCUCUGGAACAGUUUCACAUCUCUGAGGAUUAUGGGUUUAUUCUUCCUGAGCCUCUGAGAGACCUGCCGGUGUACUAUAAGCCCUGGAUGGACAUUGCCAGGAAUGUGCCAGAACUCAUCUCCUCCCAUUCUUUGCGCCUCAGAAUUCAUGAUAUGCCUCUGUUGGAGACUCAUUUGUUACGGACACAUCGUGAGCUGCGUUUGGCCCAUCUGGCGUUGAGCAUAAUGACUAUGGGUUAUGUAUGGCAGGAGGGAGAGAGAGAAACAGUAAAAGUGCUUCCACGGAGUCUGUCUCUGCCGUUCUGUGAGGUGUCUCAGAGACUGGGUCUGCCUCCGAUUCUCAUCCACGCUGACACAGUCCUCGCCAACUGGAAGAAAAGAGAUCCAGAUGGACCUUUUUCUAUGGAGAACUUGGAGUUGUUGUUGACGUUGCCUGGUGGGGGAAGUGUAAGAGGAUUUUUUCUGGUGACACUGCUGGUGGAGUUGGCAGCUGUUCCUGGUCUGAAGUCUAUCCUUGAUGUCAUCAACGGCGUCCAAUAUAAUGAUGUUGCUAUGGUCACCAAAGCUCUGGAUGUUGUCAGUCAGGCCAUAGACAGCAUGAAACAGGCCUUUAAACUAAUGCAUGAAUAUGUAGAUCCCUCCAUAUUCUAUGGCAUUAUGAGGAUCUAUCUGUCUGGAUGGAAAGAUAACCCAUCAAUGCCAGAAGGUCUCAUCUACGAGGGAGUUCAGGAGAAGCCAAUGGAGUUUUCAGGAGGCAGUGCUGCUCAAAGUAGUAUCUUACACUGCUUUGAUGAGCUGCUGGGAGUCCAACAUGAAGGCAGCAACGGGGCCUUCCUGAAAAGAAUGAGGGACUACAUGCCGCUCUCUCAUAAGCAAUUCAUUGAAAACAUCUCUAGUUGCCCAUCAUUGCGCAGCUUUGUGCUCCAGCAAGCGGAUGAGCAUCUAACACACACAUUUGAGCAUUGUGUGGCUCGCUUGGUGGACUUUCGAAAUUACCACAUCAACAUUGUUACCCGUUACAUCACUAUCCCGGCCUCCCGUGCCAAACAGCUCCGUGCCUAUAAGCAGGGUUUGGCCGAGGAGCUGGACGCGAUCAGAAGUGCACCCAAAGCGCUGGAGGAAAGAGGUACUGGAGGGUCAGGGCUUAUGACCUUUCUGAAGACAGUGCGUGACGAAACCAAAGACACUUCAAUCUCACAGUGUACUAUUGGAAACCAAGUCUCGCCAGACCCAUCGAUAACAGAAAUACAGAAGGCUGCAUCUGAGCUCACAAUAGAAUGAGAAUAGCACCAAAGUAUCUUGGAAUGGUGAUUUGACAACCAAGGCUCAUUGGAAAAAUUUACCUGUUGCGACAUUUCUGCAAAAUGAUAUUACAUUGCUACUUGUGCUACUUUGCGACACUUUCAAAGUGAAAUGUCCAGUGAGUGACACUAAAAACAUUUAAUUUCAUCCACAACAGAUUAUUAUGUUGGUUGUUAGUCUGUACAUAGCCUAUAGCAGCUGUUUGGAAAUUAAAUGUCCAGUGAGUGGCACUAAAAAUGUACAUUUACUCCAAGAUGUCUCCAAGAUCAUUUAAGAUGUAGGUUACUUUUGUCUUCAGAAGAACAGUAACAAAGAUUCUUGAUUCAGCUACUGUCACUUUGAGAGUCAAAAGCUUCUACAGGCAAGACAAAAUUAUAAUAAUCGCAGGCCCUGACGAUAAAUUGAGGUGUGAUGAUAUAUUGAAGCAAAACAAUUGAACUAUGCAAGAAACUGAACAUUAUUUACAAUCAGACUUGGACCGAAGAACUGAUGAGCUGCUGAUACGAGCAUGCAUAAACCCUAGCACUUGAAUGUAAAAUGGUGAGAUAUUUACUAGUUUACUCACUUUCCAUGCUUUAGACGUAAAACAUCCAUGUUUCACAUAAUUAUUGUGUGUUUUAUACGUAAACUAAUUGGUGAAUUGGUUAUUUGAACCAGUUCGUAGAAAUGAACCAUCUGAAAGAACCAAUUUCCCAGAAAAUAAUCGGAUUUCCCUGUUUGCCUGAGGCAAUUGAUUACAGGUAAUAGUGUUAUAAAAAAUAUUCAGUUUCUUGAUUCAACAUAUAUUUUACAAACUUACCGGACAGCCAAAACAAUGAUACUGUAUGUGUGCAAAUUGAGAUUCUUUUUUAACCAGCUGAUAACUCACAAACAAGUAUUUGUUACAAGUAA
Molecule: messenger RNA, 2322 nt
Organism: Sinocyclocheilus grahami
Lineage: Eukaryota; Metazoa; Chordata; Actinopteri; Cypriniformes; Cyprinidae
Gene: ido1
Product: indoleamine 2,3-dioxygenase 1
Exons: 10
Coding region: 49-1410 (453 amino acids)
Biological process (GO): 'de novo' NAD+ biosynthetic process from L-tryptophan
Cellular component (GO): cytoplasm
Molecular function (GO): indoleamine 2,3-dioxygenase activity; L-tryptophan 2,3-dioxygenase activity; heme binding
Source: RefSeq, a predicted model, not a curated record